Messenger RNA from Brugia pahangi, 222 nucleotides. The record is from the annotation of a GenBank genome assembly. NCBI's taxonomy places the organism in Eukaryota, Metazoa, Nematoda, Chromadorea, Rhabditida, Onchocercidae.
AUGUUGGAACUUUUAGAUACUUUACACGACGUGUGGGACGUAAUAGAAAAAUUCAUUUUUUUGAGAGAGGUUGCCAUGGGAAUGAACGAAAUACGAUCAAAUAACAUGAAAGACUGUAUGGUUUAUGGCCAUCACUUAUCUCCGUACGAUAUUCAACAAACUGUUUUUGAUUCAACUGAUAAAACAAUAGUAUUUUAUGCAUAUUACAUUGAACCAGUGUGA